UGCUAAGAGUUUUGCCUGCUUUUAUUGUAGUAGAUACAUACGUUGAUUCAUUCAUCUGAAUAGAAAUCAAACAAAAAAAGCGUCUUUACCUCGUGAGUGUGUUUGAUCCGUUCAAUAUGAACUGUUUGCGACCCCCAAUGGUGGUACUUUCAAGAUUGUCAAGAACGAUGGAUUUACAAGCAGCUGGUUCCUUGACAGUGCUCAUUAGAAAGGAAUCAUCAAGCAGUAAAAAAGGCUCGUUUUUUCCACCUCCUCGACCAAUGGGGCCUAAUCCUAAGAAACAGGAAGAAAUGGCCAAGAAACUUAGGGCUAAAACACCUAUUGGACGACUAGAUGAGCCAGAGGAAGGAGCCAAGCAUCCACACCAGGAAAAAGACCCACUGCCUCCUUUCCCCAACGACACGAACCCCAAAACCGGCGAGGUUGGAGGACCAAGAGGCCCUGAGCCAACGAGAUUUGGGGACUGGGAAAGAAAGGGGAGAGUUUCAGACUUCUAGAUAAGACAAAGAAGAGAGUGAGUCAAUUGUGCGGUAGGUCAGCGUGCCAUGAAACUGAAAUUUCCAAACCGCCGUACCACAAGGGGUCAUCUGAAAGCCACGUCUCUUAUCACUUUCCAAAUGUGUGAUCAGGCCGAAGCAGACGCGGAUAUGUGAUCUCUCCGCCUGGUGAUAACUUUGAGUUCAACUUGACCUCCCAUGGAAAGUCGAAAAAGAAGUGCUGAGAGAUGUUAUCGUUCACGUGAUAGUGCCAAGGGUAAUCAACCGGUUCAGUGAAAUGAGAGGCUCGGCAUAAUUUCUUUCCUCAUAUUUUUUUUAUUAAUUUUUUCUUUAUAUACACAAAUGUGGGUGAUCUGGAGUGAACAGUGUAAUAAAUAAAAUGUGCUGUGAGGUGUGUCUGUCUGUGAGUGUGACUUGUCGUCCGUGCAGGACGAAACUUUUAACAACCAUUUCCCUGGGAUGAGGCAAAAAUGGUUCCAACGCUUAUUGGAAUGGCGAUCAAGCGUUUCUUAACAAGAAACAAACAAAUUUCGACAAACAUCUGUUGGAAUUAAACAAUCGUUUAACCCAAAGAUAGCUUUUUUACAAAUAUAUAAUAUAUAAAUAGCAUAUUCAUUUACACAAUUAUCAUCUACUUGCAAAAUUCCCCGGGUUUCUUUUUUUUUCAAUAAUAUAUCAAUAAAAUAAUGAUCACAGACGCCUUUAAGAAAACUACUUGCAACAGUGGCGUACCCUUGUAGAGUAAAGGAACACAAAGGAUAUCUUUAUUUAUAUGCAUGAUGCAACCCCCAAAGAAACGACAAAGGACACAAAAUAGACUGGCGGAGCUUCUCGAAAGGAGGUGUGCAAAACGAACCCACUGAAGAUUAUUUCGGCCGCUCCCUUCCUUUUUGUACUUUUGCGCAGCGAGGUGCUCGUGGGUUGUGAGUGUUGGUUUGGCGUCUCCAAUCUACCGGUUGAGCAGCGCCAAACUGGACUUGCGCCGCUGGAUGGAGGCCGUGUCCUGGAGAAUGGCCUGCGCGGCGAAAAAGCCGAUCACGCCGAGCGCCGCCACCAUGAAGUAGAGGCCAAUGGGCAGAUUGGCCGCUGUAUAGACGCCAACGAGGCAGGCGGCCACCUCGCCGAUAACAAGCAGCAGCGCCGAGGCCACGGCUGCGCCCAGCACCGACUUGGCCACAGUCGAGUGCAGCCCGCGGAGCAGCAGCAAAACCAGCGUGGGCAGGUUCGAGCCGCUGUCCGACGAUUCUUUCAGCUGCAGCGGCGCCAGGGCGGCCGAGAUCACGGCCAUGGCGGCUGCCUUGCGCUGCCGCAGCUUGCUUGUGGCCGUUGGCAUCGGGUGCACCACGCUGGCUGCUACUUCUUUUUGUUUCUUCUCCGUCAGCUUGCUCUCAGAGUUCGCCGCAUAAAUCACUGCAAUCACAAGACAACAAGAAUUUAAUAAAGAAUAAAUCAUAGUAGCUCUCAUUUGCUUCUACUGUGUUUAAAGCGGUUCAAAACUUAAUGUGACGAGUUACACACCUAAACAUUUACUGUCAAUCGUAGGAAUAUUAAAAGCGAUUAGUAAUUUUA
Messenger RNA from Cloeon dipterum, 2066 nucleotides. RefSeq names its product succinate dehydrogenase assembly factor 4, mitochondrial-like. The record is from RefSeq and is a predicted model, not a curated record. Gene Ontology annotation, cellular component: mitochondrion. Gene Ontology annotation, biological process: mitochondrial respiratory chain complex II assembly. Bases 117 to 497 code for a protein of 126 amino acids. The transcript has 4 exons. NCBI's taxonomy places the organism in Eukaryota, Metazoa, Arthropoda, Insecta, Ephemeroptera, Baetidae.